UGCCCUACUUUGGAUAUUCCUGCAUUGAAUGUCUGAGGAGCUCCAGCCGAUCCUGAGCCAUGUCGCAGAUGUUGCACAUAGAGAUUCCCAACUUUGGGAACACGGUCCUGGGCUGCCUGAACGAGCAGCGGCUGCUGGGGCUGUACUGUGAUGUCUCCAUCGUGGUGAAGGGCCAAGCCUUCAAGGCUCACCGGGCAGUCCUGGCCGCCAGCAGCCUCUACUUCCGAGACUUGUUCAGCGGGAACAGCAAAAAUGCCUUUGAGCUGCCGGGUACCGUCCCCCCUGCCUGCUUCCAGCAGAUCCUCUCCUUCUGCUACACCGGGAAGCUGACCAUGGCGGCGAGCGAGCAGCUGGUGGUGAUGUACACGGCCGGCUUCCUGCAGAUCCAGCACAUCGUGGAGAAAGGGACGGACUUGAUGUUCAAGGUCAGCUCUCCUCACUGUGACUCUCAGACCACCAUGAUCGAAGACCCCAGCUCGGAGCCGCAGAGUCCCUGCAACCAGCUGCAGUCGGCCUCAGCGCCCUACGUCAUGUCCCCCUCCAUGCCCAUCCCGCUCCUCACCCGUGUCAAGCAUGAGAACCUGGAGCUCCAGGCUGCAGCCCUGCCCGGCCUGCCCGGCAAGCGGCCCCUGGAGCCCGGCGCCCGGGAGGGCACAGGCGCUGCAGGCCCCAACGCUGGGCCCCUGAAGCUCUCCCGUGUCUCCUACUACGGGAUGCCCAACCUGGCCACCCUCAUCCCCAAUGUCCAGCAGGUCCAGUACUCGCAGGGGGAGCGGACGAGCCCCGGCGCCAGCAGCAUUCCCACCACCGACAGCCCCACCUCCUACCACAACGAGGAGGAUGAGGAGGAUGAUGAGGCAUACGACACCAUGGUGGAGGAGCAGUAUGGGCAGAUGUACAUCAAGUCUUCCGGAGGCUACUCUGUUGCUCAAGAGAAGCCAGAGCAGAUCCCCCUGGAGAACCGCUCCUGUGUCCUCAUACGACGGGAUCUCGUUGCUCUCCCAGCCAGUCUUAUCAGUCAGAUCGGGUACCGCUGCCACCCAAAGCUCUACUCAGAGGGAGAUCCUGGAGAAAAACUUGAGCUUGUUGCAGGCUCAGGUGUUUACAUCACCCGGGGGCAGCUGAUGAAUUGCCACUUAUGUGCCGGUGUCAAACACAAGGUCCUUCUGAGACGUCUCCUGGCCACCUUCUUUGAUCGGAACACACUUGCCAACAGCUGCGGAACUGGAAUCCGGUCCUCCACGAGUGAUCCCAGCAGGAAGCCCCUGGACAGCAGGGUUCUUAAUGCAGUCAAAUUGUAUUGCCAGAAUUUUGCCCCGAGCUUUAAGGAGAGCGAGAUGAACGUCAUAGCAGCCGACAUGUGCACCAACGCCCGCCGCGUCCGCAAGCGCUGGCUGCCCAAGAUCAAGUCCAUGCUGCCCGAGGGGAUGGAGAUGUACCGCACGGUCAUGGGCUCCACCACAAACAGUGUCCCCCUGGAUCCUGAAUUCCAGCCCAACACUGCUCAGGUCUUUGAGCAGCGAAUCUAUGCAGAAAGGAGGAGCGAUUCGGGAACUAUCGUAGCCUUGAGAACUAACACGGUGAACGUGGAGCUGAGCAACGGGUCCAGCCAGUCCUUCGAGCAGGGCGAGGACGCCGAGGGCGCCGGCUCCGUGAUCCAGGAGGCAGCUGCCACGGAUGCUCUGGCCUCAGAUCCCCAAAGCACUCCACAACCUUUUGAACAAGGCUCGGGCUCCUCCAGCCGGCCCGAAACCCCCGCCCGAAGACAGGAUGGUACUUACGGAGGGACUUUAUAAAGAGAGCAAACGUUUCGUGACCUAUAAGGGAUCUGUAAUACUAAAGCUGCUUGCAUGCGUUACUAAUACAAAACAAAAAAAAAUGUGAUCAAGCCACUUACCUACUGAACU
Messenger RNA from Chaetura pelagica (chimney swift), 1907 nucleotides. RefSeq names its product NACC family member 2, BEN and BTB (POZ) domain containing (gene NACC2). The transcript is spliced from 5 exons. The coding region runs from base 60 to 1796 and encodes 578 amino acids. NCBI's taxonomy places the organism in Eukaryota, Metazoa, Chordata, Aves, Apodiformes, Apodidae. Gene Ontology annotation, molecular function: DNA-binding transcription factor activity, RNA polymerase II-specific; protein binding; RNA polymerase II cis-regulatory region sequence-specific DNA binding. The record is from RefSeq and is a predicted model, not a curated record. Gene Ontology annotation, biological process: regulation of transcription by RNA polymerase II.